UGAUUCCUGUACAUGUUUUGAGAUUUUUGAAACGUACACGAAUUUAAUAUGGAGACUGACGCAGGACCAAAAUUCGAGGACAUUUUGGAUGUGAUUGGGGACAUGGGCCCAGCGCAGAUUCUCAUAAUAGUCUUCAGUAUUGCGUUGGACGCCACUGCCGGCUUGUCAACAAAUUAUUACAUAAUAGAGAGCGGAAAUCCUGGUUAUUUCUGCACACCAGUUGACCGCAAUACGUCUGACGUCUCUGGGAAUGCUACAUGGAAUGGAUGCCCGACGGCGAAGACAGAUUGUGUCAAUGUGACAUUAUUUGAGGGGUAUACAUCGCCAACGACGGAGUGGCAGUUCAUAUGCCAAUCCCGCUACAUGUCCCGUCUACUACCGACUCUCAUGUUCGCCGGUAAUCUCCUCGGCAUAAUAGCAAGCGGGCAAAUAGGGGACCAGUUCGGGCGACGACCAGUGCUACUAGCUUCAUGGAUACUGAAUAUAGCUACCACAUCUAUAUUGUCUGUUGCUCCAUCAUGGCCCGUCUAUGCCUUUAUUCGGAUCAUUAACGGCAUAACCUCAGGUUGUUGUUCGAGUGUUGCAGGCACACUAGCCGUGGAAUAUGUGGGACCGAAAUGGCGCGUCUUCGUUGGUCUCAGACUCGGAUGGAGGGUAGCACACUUUGGCAUCGCGUUUUUCGCUUACUUCAUUCGUCAAUGGCGGCAUCUCGUAUUAGCUUUGAGUCUGACGUGGAUACCAUUUUUUGUUUUAGCAUGCUUCUUUUUGCCCGAGAGCUCCCGUUGGCUCUUUCACAAGAAGCGAUACGAAGAUGCCCACAAAUGUCUGACCUUCAUCGCAAAACUGAACAGGAAGCCGCCCCCAGAUGCUGAUCUCGUCCGCCGAGUCGAGGAGGAGUUCAGGGUGAAAGAGGCGGUCAAUUCUAAAUACAGCUACCAUGAUCUGUUCAGGACGAGAUAUUAUGCAAAGAUAACUCUAGUUUCAAUGUUUGCAUGGUUAACCUCAGCUUGUAUUGCGUAUGGAAUCAAAACCGAGAUCCCGAAUAUGACGGGCUCCCUCUACCAGAAUCUGCUCAUCGCCGCCUCAGUCGACUGUGUGACAAGACUCCUAGCUCCUUUCGUACUCAAUGUCCUUGGUCGCCGCUGGAGCUAUCCCGUCUUCACUGCUGUCCCAGUUCUCUCCAUGUUCAUUAUCCUAGCCCUUGAUCUGACUGACUACAUGGAAGGUCGGGAAGGCAUUCGCACAGGACUAGCAUUGACAAGCUAUGGUUCUAUCGCUGGUGUUUGGUUGUUAUUAUUCGUAUACUGUUGCGAAGUUUAUCCAACAGUGAUAAGGAAUAUUGGAAUGUCGGCUAUGAGUUUCAUGUGUGUUUUAGGAGGAAUUAUUUCUCCACAGAUUGGUUUGUUAAGUGACUUCCACGUCUCACUGCCCUAUGUUGUGCUUGGUGUGCUUGGUGUGCUCACGUCUGUCGUCAUGGUCGCGUUCAUGCCAGAGACUAAAGGCAAGCCACUACCGGAGGAACUACCACCGAGGAGAGUGGUUGAGGAAGGAAAGGUGAAAGAAAAAGAUGAGACUUAUAGAAUGGAUGUAACCUCUUUAUGAACGACUGUGUGCUCGGGAUAAAAGACCGAAUGGUAUUCUAUACUGGGUGAGACAGGGCUUGAGAUCGGGGUACAUGAUGAAAUGCGAGAGGUCUGACGGGUAUUCGAAAACCCUGGACACUGUAGAGGGCCAUUGUUCUCCGCCACCUGGACCAAUCCUCACAUCUGCACGUAGAGUACAGAUGGCACUACUGAUCGUAAUCCUUGUUCUGAUCGACUACUGUGCUUAUCAGGAUUGGAAAUUAGCGAGCAUUUGAAGUAAAUGAAGUUAAGGGUUAGGGUUAGACUUAUGCCUAGCGAAUACAGUAGAAAUCGUCCAGAUCAGUGCGAGCGUUCAGGGCGAAGCUGCUCUUAACCUGCUACCGUACCGCAGCAGACAUUGGGCCGAUUUUGUAAUUGAAAACUGUGACAACAUACAUUGAUUUAGUUAAAACGAUCAUUACAUGCAUAUAUUAUGAAUAUGCAUAAACGAGGCACUCGGAUGUGAUGACUUCCGGUAUCUUCCUUGCGUUCUAAACAAACAUUGGUUGAGAACCCCCACAGAUCAUCUGUCACCGGUCAGAUCACAGAUCAACAAGAGAACACAACUCUCCUCUUUAUUCCCGGGUCCAGCAUCAGGCGGAUGCCAGCUAGGAGAUCUCCUAGCAUCGUGACAAAAUACCAUUUCCCAGGUACUUAACAACGACCCUUAGUGAUACUCACUUGACAACCGCGUGGUCGAUACCGCUGCUUAGAAACACUGACGUCAUACGUUCCCUGCCCGAUUAGACCAAUCAAUCCGUUACUAUUUUUAGGGCAGAACAGCUAUAAACAGGUGUAAUCCGGGAUGCGAUGCUAUUUAUAGCUCGUUUCUUUCCCUUAAGUCUCAGUUUGUUGCUAUAUUUAGUUCCGCCAGAGGAGCAACCUGGUUUUUGCGAUACCUCAGCUCGAUCGACUCAAAAUGCAACAACGCGAACCCCCACCAGUUGUCUACCAUUUCAAGUGGGGAGUUAUCAAGGUUUUUUACUUCUGUUUAUGUUUGACUUCAAUUGCCUUUCGCAUAUGCUUGUAAAAAUCAUUGUCAAUAAACUGAAUUUGUUUGA
Molecule: messenger RNA, 2683 nt
Organism: Lineus longissimus
Lineage: Eukaryota; Metazoa; Nemertea; Pilidiophora; Heteronemertea; Lineidae
Product: solute carrier family 22 member 6-like
Exons: 8
Coding region: 49-1602 (517 amino acids)
Biological process (GO): transmembrane transport
Cellular component (GO): membrane
Molecular function (GO): transmembrane transporter activity
Source: RefSeq, a predicted model, not a curated record